AUGCCUGCUCCCCGAAGAAAGAAUCUCAUUGCUAGUAGACGCAGGCGACAAGACGAUGGUGAAGAAGAUGAUUCUGUUGUCGGUGACUUUGACGAUGACUCACUGAGUGAAGCCUCUGCAAUCAGCAAUGGCGAUGGCCCGGAUGCUGUGGGCAGUGAUUCCAGUGAUGACGGACAAGAAUUGGUGAGGCAUGAUCAACAAUCUGCGACAAAUGUUGCCAAACACGAGCAUGACGAAUUGAAGCACCCGGUCCUAGCACCUGAAAAUCAAUCCGCGGUAAAUGGCAAUUUCAAACCGUCGGCAGAGACUCAAGCUCUACUGCAUGGAGUCAAAAGCUCUGCAGAGUCACAGUCCAUUGAGGAGAUUCAUUUCAAUGAUCUGCCCCCAUCGAAUGAGAGUGCUCCAGCACCAAGUCAAGUAGCUGUGCCAACUGCUCCCCGAAAUGAGACCUUCGCGCAAAGAGCUCGCCGAGAACAUCAAGAAUACAUUCAACAACGGAAUGCCAACCCGGCCUUUGUUCCCACAAGAGGUGGAUUCUUCCUUCACGACGAUCGAAAUGCCGGUGCCAAUGGUCCUUCAAGAGCUACUAUACGUGGACGGGGGCGCGGCUAUAGCUCGGUGUUACAAGCAGGACGAGGUGCCAGUUUCAACGAACCCACGGACAAGCCUUGGGCGCAUGACCUACAUGAACGGCACGAAGCUGCACCCAAGCCAGACCCCAAUGCAGUCAGGAGUCUUGGUGACCAUGUAGAAGAAAAGGAUAGUAAAUCACCUGCUCCUGGAGCACCCAACAGAUCUUUCUCUUUUGUUACCGUGCGGGGAAAUGUCACAGUUCAAAUCUCGAUUCCUGGCAUGGAGCAAAAGAAGUUGGUUUCCAGUGUGGUCAAAAGGCAACAUACCCUCCUUCCACAGCAUCGACCACCUUUGAGAAGGGAUAAGCCUGUCAGAGUCUCCAUUCCAGACGAGGCACCACGAUACAUUUUCCCGAGCACCGAAAGGUCUUUCAUUUUCAUUCCUCGGGCACUGCGACCGAAUCAGCAAUAUGCUCGUGGACGUGGAAGGGGGAGUUUCCACGGAAGUCGUCGGCCAAGUAUGUAUGGAAGUGCAUACACUCCAAGCAUUGCUAUGAGUCGAAAAUCGUCGCUCGGUGGCUCAACCGUUAUGCGAGACGGAGUUCGAUCACCAGCCGAAUCGGUCAUGUCUCGUAUGGGUAUUCCUGGUGUGGAGGUCCCUCGGCCGAUUGUGAGGAUGCCAUCAGCUGUACCUACGCCGACCUUAUCUCGCACUGGCUAUCCUUUGAUGAAUGGCAACGCUAACUUGGGCAUGUCACCGAGCCACAUUUUUGCCCCUACAGCUUACGGAAGCCAUUCUACGGCGAUUCCCAUGCAUCAGCCUCGGCCUCAGAAGACGGUGUCUGUCGCCGAUAUCGAGUCACCAAGGACAUUCCCUUACAAGGCACCUCUCCAACAGCUUGAGCAACCGUUCCAUCAUCAAGUACCUCCACAUAUGGAGGAGAGACCAGCUCAACAACAGACGAUGAUUACAGCCGCUGGACCUACACCUCUGUCGCAAAUUCCCGAAGGUGCCGUCUAUGCUCCAGGAUUUCAGCCAUACCCUGCGAUGGGUGGGCCUCCAUACUUUGGACCCAGCUAUGGCAGUGGGCCUGUGUUCUAUCCACCUGUUGCCGAUGGCACAGCGUAUGGUGUCCCUAUGGGCGGAGGUUCGGCUCUGGCACCUAACUUUGUACCUGGAUCUCAAGCUCACCAUGGGGGUUACCUCGGGGCUUCGACACUUAUGGAGAGCGGAAUACCACCGAACAUGGUAGCUCACGAAUCCAACGGGAUGGUCUACUACUACAAUCCACCCAUGUUCGCACCUGGAUCACAAGGCGGAUUUCCCGUGGCUGCCAAUGGACACAUGGUGCCAAUGAACAAUGGUAUCCCUGGACAGCAGCAGCCAUUCUACUACUCUUCGAUGCCCACUGGCAUGUUCUAUCCAGGACAGACCGGUUGA
Molecule: messenger RNA, 2013 nt
Organism: Exophiala bonariae
Lineage: Eukaryota; Fungi; Ascomycota; Eurotiomycetes; Chaetothyriales; Herpotrichiellaceae
Exons: 2
Coding region: 1-2013 (670 amino acids)
Biological process (GO): mRNA processing
Cellular component (GO): exon-exon junction complex
Molecular function (GO): mRNA binding
Source: RefSeq, a predicted model, not a curated record